Messenger RNA from Acanthosepion pharaonis, 783 nucleotides. The record is from the annotation of a GenBank genome assembly. NCBI's taxonomy places the organism in Eukaryota, Metazoa, Mollusca, Cephalopoda, Sepiida, Sepiidae.
AUGUCUCGUCUGUGUAUCUCUCUAUGUCUUCGUUAUCUAUCUAUCUAUCUAUCUACUCAUAUCUAUCUCAGUUCUUAUCUAUCUAUCUAUCUAUCUAUCUAUCUAUCUAUCUAUCUAUCUAUCUAUCUCAGUUUAUUCAUAUUUAUCUCUAUUUAUUAUCUACCUAUAUAUCGCAGUUUAUUCAUAAUUAUUUAUCUCUGUUCAUAUCUAUCUAUCUAUCUAUCUAUCUAUCUAUCUAUCUAUCUAUCUAUCUAUCUAUCUGACAGUGUAUUCAUAUCUAUCUAUCUAUCUAUCUAUCUAUCUAUCAGUUUCUUUAUGUCUAUCAAUAUAUCUGUUUCUAGCAAUGUAUUCAUAUCUAUCUAUCUAUCUAUCUAUCUAUCUAUCUAUCUGCCAUUGUGUUUCUUUCGAAAAUUGAAUGAAUUUGUUUUUUUCUUUUCUUUUCAUAGCAAAUCCCGUCUUUGUUGUUUUCAUAAUCACGACUUCUAUCAAUUACGUUUUCCAUUUUUACCUGACGUAACAGUUCCUCGGUACUAUCUCCAAUAUAGCGACACCAGAUACCUGUUUCAAUCUGUCCACUUUCCUCGGCACAAAUCAGGCGCUUCCCACGUUCUCUUCUCCAAUAUUCAUUAUCUAUCUAUCUAUCUAUCUAUCUAUCUAUCUCAGUUUCUUCAUACCUAUCUGUCUCAGUAUUCAUUAUCUAUCUCAGUCUGUACAUCUCUAUCUAUCUCAGUCUGUUCAUAUCUAUCUAUCGAUCGAUCUAUCUAUCUCACUCUCUUCUUCUGA